Leptidea sinapis is the source of this 633-nucleotide messenger RNA. RefSeq lists its product as uncharacterized. Lineage: Eukaryota; Metazoa; Arthropoda; Insecta; Lepidoptera; Pieridae. The record is from RefSeq and is a predicted model, not a curated record. The coding region runs from base 65 to 544 and encodes 159 amino acids. The transcript has a single exon.
UUCAUUCAUUCCAACAAUAUUUGUGACUCAUAGAAUUGUUAAACAUAUUUUUAUAAAUUUGAUAAUGUAUACAGACGAAAACUCGGAUAGAGAAUGUGAAUUCGAAGAGUUCAGUCCCGACGAUAGCCCUAACGUUACAAAGAAGUCGCUAUCAACGGCAGGAUUCAGGAAUAAUAUUGACAAUCCGAGUGCAAGACCAAUGGCGCUGCGUGCUACACAAUCGUUAACAGGAACGGUGGAUGAACUCAAGUUAUGUGGAAACUUCCAAAUGAUUAACCUCAAUAGUAGGGUAAAUAUGACGCAAACGCCUAAAGCUGCACCAAUUUGUCCAUGUGGCUGCCUCCUUCGACCAGCGAUAACAGGACCCUUCAGAACUAGAGAAAAGAACACAUACGCCCUUCAUGUUGUAUCGCCCGAAGUUCUGACCCAUCACGGCUACAACUUCGAACCUACCCAAAUAGCAAUGUUUUGGAAAAAAGACUGCCGAAUGUUCUUAUGGAAAGGACGAUCAAAAAGAAACUGUUUACAAUCAGAAACAAAGUGAUGCUGUAUAUUGAAAAUGAAACUAAAAUAUAUUUUGUACAUUUUAAUUUAUAUGUAAAUGCAAAAUAAAUUUCUAUGAUUUAAAACUAA